Messenger RNA from Centruroides sculpturatus (bark scorpion), 1371 nucleotides. RefSeq names its product ATPase ASNA1 homolog. Lineage: Eukaryota; Metazoa; Arthropoda; Arachnida; Scorpiones; Buthidae. The coding region runs from base 57 to 1064 and encodes 335 amino acids. Gene Ontology annotation, biological process: post-translational protein targeting to endoplasmic reticulum membrane. Gene Ontology annotation, molecular function: ATP hydrolysis activity; ATP binding. The record is from RefSeq and is a predicted model, not a curated record. The transcript has a single exon. Gene Ontology annotation, cellular component: GET complex.
GUCCAUUUAGUCUCCAUUGCUAUGACGUGGUUGUGUGUGAAUCGUUAGUGUGCAGAAUGAAUAGCAGUCGCGUCGAUGAUAUGCAACCUCUGGAACCUUCUUUAAAAAACAUUAUCGAUCAAACGUCGUUAAAAUGGGUGUUCGUGGGGGGUAAAGGUGGAGUGGGAAAGACAACGUGUAGCUGCAGCUUGGCCAUACAACUGUCCAAGGUGAGGGAAAGUGUAUUGAUCAUCUCCACCGAUCCAGCACACAACAUAUCAGAUGCCUUUGAUCAAAAAUUCUCUAAAGUCCCCACCUUGGUUAGUGGUUUCACUAAUUUAUAUGCAAUGGAAAUCGAUCCGAAUCUCGGCAUGAACGAAUUACCCGAGGAAUAUUUUGACGAAUCAGAUCCCAUGAGAAUGAGCAAAAACAUGAUGCAAGAAAUUUUAGGUGCUUUCCCUGGCAUUGACGAGGCCAUGAGUUAUGCAGAGGUCAUGAAGCUGGUCAAGAGCAUGAAUUUUUCUGUCGUCAUCUUCGACACUGCUCCCACUGGUCACACGCUCCGUCUCCUGACCUUUCCGCAGGUGGUGGAGAAGGGCCUGGGUAAGUUGCUGAGGCUGAAGGCGCAGCUGAAUCCCUUCAUCGCCCAGAUCGGCUCCAUGCUCGGCCUUCAGGACGUCACAGCCGAACUGAUGUCGUCCAAAGUAGAGGAGAUGCUUCCGGUUAUCCGGCAGGUCAACGAACAGUUUCGUAAUCCAGACCAGACGACGUUCGUCUGCGUAUGCAUAGCGGAGUUUCUGUCCCUGUAUGAGACUGAGAGACUGGUCCAGGAACUCACCAAGUGCGGAAUCGACACACACAACAUUGUGGUGAAUCAGUUACUGUUCCCACAGGUGGGCGGAAAACCGUGCAAGAUGUGCAUGGCCAGAUGCAGGCUGCAGGCGAAGUAUCUCGGUCAGAUCGAUGAUCUUUACGAAGAUUUUCAUAUCACCAAACUUCCUCUUUUAGAUCAUGAAGUGAGAGGGAUCGAACAAGUGAAAUCGUUUUCGAAAUAUCUUAUUAUACCAUAUAAAUUAUCCGGUUGAUUUUCAUAAAAUUUCAAAUCGAUACGCACGUAUUUAACCAGUCUAUAUGAACGAUUAUCAUUGUAGCUAAUACAGUUUAAUUAUUUAAGUGGAAAAAAUUUUUAUAUUUUCUUAAUUAUGUUCUCUGUAAAUAAUUCUGUAGAAUGAUGAUUUCCACAGAAAUCAUUUGAAAAGGUUUUUUACUUGGUUUUAGAUAUUACAGUGUAUUAUGUUGAUUUAAUACAAGAAAUAAUGAAAUUGUAAAGAGUUAAUUCAUCUUUGUUAUUUGUUAAAAGUUCAUUAAGAAAAAUUAAAUUCAAAAAUUUAG